GUCACACCUCGCAACGCGCCGCCCCAUUAUUCUGUCAUGUACAAGUAGAGACGGGCACGCAGUUACGAGAGACAUACUAUAGUACUAGAUUGAGGCGUCAGCAUGCGCUGACUUUGUUGGCAGCCCGACACAGAGUCCCCGAAAUGCUGCCCUCACUCGCAUGUCUACAUCCACAUUAUGGCCGUAGAAGGGCCGCAAGCGGCCGCACCAUGGGCAGGGACCGAUUGAAAGGGCUAAUGGCGUCUGCCAUGGUCAAUUGGACCUCAGCGGUCAGGAAUUGGACUUCAAUUGUCUUGAUUUUGGGCCUCAGCAGCGGAGGGACUUGGUACACAGUAGACGCUCAGAAGAGGGGUUGGAGCAGGAAUAGCCGCCGAGGAGCUAGCUGAGAAGCAGAAUGCGAAGAGGAGCAGAGAGGAGCAGUCUUGUG
Molecule: messenger RNA, 427 nt
Organism: Westerdykella ornata
Lineage: Eukaryota; Fungi; Ascomycota; Dothideomycetes; Pleosporales; Sporormiaceae
Exons: 1
Coding region: 144-386 (80 amino acids)
Source: RefSeq, a predicted model, not a curated record